AUGUCUAUCACAUCGUUCCCUCCAGCAUCGGCACGCGUCGUCGGCUCAGACGAUGAUGGUCUUGUCUGUCUCGAGCUCGAAGAUGGCUCAGCCUACCAGGGCUACAGCUUCGGCGCUCGCAAGAACAUUGCCGGCGAAUUGGUCUUCCAGACGGGCAUGGUGGGGUACCCUGAGUCCGUGACAGACCCCUCAUACCGCGGCCAAAUCCUCGUCAUCACGUUUCCUCUUGUUGGAAACUAUGGUGUGCCUUCGAGGGAGACACUGGACGAACUCCUCGGUGAUCUCCCAGCCCAUUUCGAAUCGUCUCAAAUCCACAUUGCCGGUCUCGUGACUGCCUCGUACUCGGGCGAGGAUUACUCCCACUAUCUAGCCGCCUCAUCGCUCGGCACAUGGCUCAAGGAGCAGGGCAUUCCUGCCAUGUAUGGAGUUGACACGAGAGCCCUCACAAAGCGGAUAAGAGAGAAGGGAAGUAUGCUUGGCCGGAUGCUGCUGCAGAAGCAGAAUCUGACCAAUGGAACCGCCAAUGGCGUGACAAACGGCGCCAACGGGACCAUCAGCCCUCUUGCUAUGAAGGAAUGGAGACCUUAUUUUGAUACGAUCGAUUGGGUCAACCCCAACGAGAAGAACCUUGUAGCAGAGGUGUCCAUUAAGACCCCCAAGCUGUAUAAGCCCCCCGUCGACACUGCUCUGUUACACCCGUCUGGACGCCCCAUCCGCAUUCUCUGUCUCGAUGUAGGCAUGAAAUACAACCAGCUGAGAUGCUUCUUGAAACGCGGAGUUGAGGUUCUGGUCUGCCCAUGGGAUCAUGACCUCGCCGCCCAGGCGGGCGAUGAGUACGAUGGUCUAUUCAUCUCCAACGGACCUGGUGACCCGGCUGUUCUCCAGAACACGGUCAGCAACAUUGCUACUGCCAUUUCAAAGAACCGUACACCUAUCUUUGGUAUCUGCCUGGGCCAUCAGCUUCUUGCUCGAGCUGCAGGUGCCCAGACAACCAAGAUGAAGUUCGGUAACCGUGGUCAUAACAUUCCCUGCACAAGCAUGGUUACUGGUAAAUGUCAUAUUACUUCUCAAAAUCAUGGUUUCGCUGUGGACAGCAACAGUCUCCCCACUGGCUGGAAAGAGCUGUUCGUGAAUGCCAAUGAUGGCAGUAAUGAGGGUAUUAUGCACGAAGACAAGCCGUACUUCAGUGUUCAAUUCCACCCUGAAAGCACACCCGGGCCUCGGGACACCGAGUUCCUGUUUGAUGUCUUCAUCAGCACGGUCGUAAAAUGCGCCUCUGAUUCAAAAUUGCUUGCACAGCCAGUUGAAUUUCCCGGCGGCACCGCCGAGGAGAAUGACAGACUUAAUCCUCGUGUGCAUGCGAAGAAGGUUCUCGUUCUGGGAAGUGGUGGUCUCAGCAUUGGCCAAGCUGGAGAGUUCGACUACUCCGGAAGUCAGGCCAUCAAAGCCCUGAAGGAGGAGGGUAUCUAUACCGUUCUUAUCAACCCCAAUAUUGCCACCAUUCAAACAUCCAAGGGACUUGCGGACAAGGUUUACUUCCUGCCUGUCAAUGCCGAUUUCGUUCGGAAAGUCAUUCUCUACGAGCGCCCGGAUGCCAUUUACUGCACCUUUGGAGGUCAAACAGCUUUGUCAGUUGGUAUUCAGCUGAAGGAUGAGUUCGAAGAACUUGGUGUCAAAGUGUUGGGCACACCCAUUGACACAAUCAUUACCACCGAGGAUCGUGAGCUUUUCGCUCGAAGCAUGGAGUCCAUCGGUGAGAAGUGUGCCAAGUCUGCCUCGGCCAGCAGUGUCGAUGAGGCAAUGCUGGUUGUAAAAGACAUCGGAUUCCCCGUCAUCGUCCGAGCUGCCUAUGCUCUUGGUGGUCUUGGCAGUGGUUUUGCAAACAACGAAGCCGAACUCCUCGACCUAUGCAACAAGGCGCUCGCCGCUAGCCCUCAAGUCUUGAUUGAGAGGAGUAUGAAGGGGUGGAAAGAGAUUGAGUAUGAGGUUGUCAGAGAUGCUCAAGACAACUGCAUCACUGUGUGUAACAUGGAGAAUUUCGAUCCUCUCGGUAUCCACACCGGAGAUUCUAUUGUGGUUGCCCCAUCUCAGACGCUCUCGGACGAAGACUACAACAUGCUUCGAACUACCGCAGUAAAUGUCAUUCGCCACCUGGGAGUGGUUGGCGAAUGCAACAUUCAAUAUGCCUUGAAUCCCUUCUCAAAGGAGUACUGCAUUAUCGAGGUCAAUGCCAGAUUGUCCCGAUCCUCAGCAUUGGCUUCCAAAGCAACCGGAUAUCCUCUUGCUUUCAUCGCAGCAAAGUUGGGACUUGGCAUUCCAUUGAAGGACAUCACCAACUUGGUCACCAGGUCAACCUGUGCAUGCUUCGAACCGUCUUUGGAUUACGUUGUAGUGAAGAUGCCUCGCUGGGAUCUCAAGAAAUUCACCAGAGUGUCAACUCAACUCGGCUCCUCUAUGAAGAGCGUUGGGGAGGUCAUGAGCAUUGGUAGAAGCUUCGAGGAAGCCAUUCAGAAAGCAAUUCGUGCAAUUGACUUCCACAACUUGGGCUUUGGUGAGACUAAGGCCCUGAUGUCGAUCGAUGAUGAGCUCCAGACGCCAUCGGAUCAACGUCUUUUCGCAAUUGCCAACGCAAUGGCUCAAGGAUACUCCGUCGAUAAGAUUUGGGAGAUGACCAAGAUCGACAAGUGGUUCCUGAACAAGUUGAAGGGUUUGAGUGAUUUCGGCAGGAAGAUGCGCAACUUCAACACAACAGAGAUGGUUGGCCACCCUGACCUUCUACUCCAGGCGAAGAGGCUGGGUUUCUCUGACCGACAAUUGGCCAACUUCUGGAGCUCAAACGAAUUGGCUGUUCGUCGGAUGCGUCUGGAGGCUGGGAUCACCCCUUUCGUAAAACAGAUUGAUACCGUUGCUGCCGAGUUCCCUGCCAUGACCAACUAUCUCUACUUGACAUACAACGCCACAGAGCACGAUGUCAGCUUCGAUGAUCACGGAGUCAUGGUCCUUGGUUCCGGAGUCUACCGAAUCGGCUCAUCGGUCGAGUUCGAUUGGUGCUCUGUCAGAGCAAUUCGCACUCUUCGCGAAUCAGGCUUCAAGACAAUCAUGGUCAAUUAUAACCCAGAGACCGUAUCCACAGAUUAUGACGAGGCGGACAAGCUUUACUUUGAGAACAUCACGAUCGAGACUGUACUUGAUAUCUAUCAAAUGGAGGCAGCCAGUGGAGUUCUCGGUGCCAUGGGUGGUCAGACCCCCAACAACAUCGCACUCAACCUCUUCCGUGCUGGAGUCAAGGUUCUCGGGACAUCUCCAGAGAUGAUUGACACUGCAGAGAACCGUUACAAAUUCUCUCGAAUGCUUGACAGAAUCGAUGUCGAUCAGCCAACCUGGAAGGAAUUGACCAGCUUCGAAGAGGCAAAGGAGUUCUGCAAGUCCGUGUCAUACCCCGUGCUUGUACGACCUUCCUAUGUCCUCUCAGGUGCCGCCAUGAACACGGUCUACUCAGAGGCAGAUCUUGAAUCAUACUUGCAGCAAGCUGCGGAUGUUUCUAGGGAGCAUCCUGUGGUGAUUACCAAGUACAUCGAGAAUGCCAAGGAGAUUGAGAUGGAUGCUGUCGCACAUGAUGGUAGAAUGGUCGGCCACUUCAUCUCGGAACACGUUGAAAAUGCAGGCGUGCAUUCCGGUGAUGCGACUUUGAUCCUGCCGCCUCAGGAUCUGGAGAAGACAACAAUUGAGCGCAUUGAGGAGGCUACAAGGAAGAUUGGCGCUGCCCUCAAUGUCACUGGUCCCUUCAAUAUCCAGUUUAUUGCAAAGGAUAACGAUAUCAAGGUCAUUGAAUGCAACGUCCGAGCAUCUCGUUCAUUCCCCUUCGUCUCAAAGGUCAUGGGUGUAGACCUCAUUGAGAUGGCCACCAAGGCUAUCAUGGGUGUUCCGUUCGAAGCUUAUCCAGCAAUAGAGCGAUCUGCGGACAGCGUUGGUGUCAAAGUUCCUCAGUUCAGUUUCUCGCGUCUGUCAGGCGCCGAUCCGGUUCUCGGAGUAGAAAUGGCUUCGACAGGUGAGGUCGCCUGCUUUGGAAACGACAAGUACGAAGCCUACCUCAAGGGCUUGAUGGCAACUGGAUUCAAGAUCCCAAAGAACAAUGUUCUGCUGUCCAUUGGAUCGUACAAGGACAAGAAGGAGAUGCUGCCGUCUGUUGCUAAGUUGCAGAAGAUGGGCUACAAGCUCUUCGCUACUGCAGGAACUGCCGAUUUCUUGCAGGAGCACAACAUCCCUGUGCAGUACCUUGAGGUUCUUGGCAAGGAAGAUGACGAUCAGAAGUCAGAGUUCUCACUGACCCAGCAUCUUGCCAAGAAUAUGAUCGAUCUCUACAUCAACCUCCCAUCGAACAACAAAUAUCGCCGUCCCGCAAAUUACAUGAGCAAGGGAUACCAAACAAGAAGAAUGGCUGUCGACUACCAAAUUCCACUGGUCACAAAUGUCAAGAACGCCAAAAUCCUUGUUGAAGCUCUUGCUCGGUAUUUCAAGCUUGAUGUGAGCGUUCGAGACUACCAGACGAGCCAUCGCACCAUUAUUCUCCCUGGUCUCGUCAACAUUGCCGCCUUCGUCCCAGGCAUUGUCUCCGACAGGAGCCAAGAUCUGCAGAGCAUCACCAGGGCCUCGAUCGCUGCUGGGUUCGGAAUGAUCAGGGUCAUGCCCCUUGGUGUCGAAGGCUCUAUCACCGACGCGCGAAGCCUGCAGAUUGCCCAGCAAAAUGGCAAACGUGGCGCGUACUGUGACUUCAACCUCUCGGUUACAGCUACCUCGACGAACGCUAAUCAGAUCAGCCAUGUGGCCGGUGAAGUGGGAUCUCUCUUCAUUCCCUUCAACCACCUGUCCGACAACAUCAGCAAGGUGGCUGCUGUGACUGCUCAUUUUGAUGCCUGGCCAACGCAUAAGCCUAUCAUCACCGAUGCGAAGACGACUGAUCUUGCAUCCAUCUUGCUCCUGGCUAGCCUGCACAAUAGGCGCAUCCACGUCACAUCGGUAUCCACAAAGGAUGACAUCAAACUCAUCGCGCUGAGCAAAGAGAAGGGUCUCAAGGUCACUUGCGAUGUCUCAAUCUACUCGCUCUACCUUUCUCAGAAGGACUUCCCAGGUUGCCAGUUGCUGCCAACGAUCGAAGAUCAAACGGCUUUGUGGCAACACUUGGACAGCAUUGAUGUGUUCUCCAUCGGCAGCUUGCCAUACCAGCUUGCUCGCACCAUGGGUCAGAAUGCGGAUUUGUCAAUCGGUAUCGCCGAUGCUCUGCCUCUACUCCUGACAUCAGUUUCGGAGGGCAAGCUGACCAUUGAGGACAUCAAGACUCGCCUGCAUGAUAAGCCAGUGGAGAUUUUCGAACUUCACGACCAGGUCGGUACAUCUGUUGAAGUGGAGAUUGAGCGCCCAUACACUGUCUCUGAUAGCGGUGCCUGGACUCCGUUUGCUGGCCGCGUCAUGCGAGGAGCUGUUCAGCGAGUUACCUUGCAGGACAAGGUAGUCUGCUUGGAUGGACAACUUCUUGAUGAGCCGCCUCUAGGCAAGGACAUGUCAACUCAUGGAGCAUUGCCGCCACUGCCGUCGUCGCCACUGAUCAAGGGAUCACCUCAAAUACCGGAUAGCCCCUUUGGCGGACGACGCCAGUCACUUCUUGCUUCGUCUUCCAGGUCUUUCGCGAAGCCUAAGACGCUCGAUACAGCCCUUGGAAUCCUCCCUCCCCCAGCGAGAAGGUCUGUUACGGAGGAGUUUGGCCCUGCUCUACAAGUGCAUCCGCCUGUCCGCUCAUCACUCCAGGACUUGCUUGCUGGACCAUCAUCAUUCAAGAAUGCUCAUGUGCUCUCCGUGACACAAUACACCCGAACAGACCUGCAUCUCCUUUUCACUGUCGCACAGGAGAUGCGGAUGGGUGUUCAGCGUGAGGGCAUCUUGAACGUCCUUUCUGGCCGCCUACUCUGCACCAUGUUCUACGAGCCCUCUACGCGUACAUCCUCUUCAUUUGACGCUGCUAUGCAGCGCCUUGGAGGAAGGACUGUCGCGGUUGCAACCUCAUUCUCUUCAGUCCAGAAGGGCGAGACCCUUCAGGACUCUCUGAGGACCCUCGCAUGCUACGGAGAUGCUGUUGUACUCCGUCACCCUGAUGAGAAGUCCGUGGACGUCGCUCGGAGGUUCUGCCCCGUCCCCGUCAUCAACGGAGGAAACGGCUCAAAGGAGCACCCAACCCAGGCAUUCCUCGACCUCUUCACAAUUCGUGAGGAACUUGGAACUGUGCAAGGCUUGACAAUCACAUUCUUGGGAGAUCUCCUCUAUGGUCGCCCAGUACACUCCCUAGUGUAUCUUCUGCGACAUUACCAGGUGCAGGUGCAGCUGGUCUCACCGAAUUCUCUAGCCCUGCCGCCCAAGGUCCGGGAGCAACUUAUCGCGUCUGGACAGCUCCUCUGCGAGUCUGAGACGCUCACUGAUGAGAUUCUGGCGAGGAGCGAUGUGCUGUACUGCACUCGUGUGCAGCAAGAGCGCUUCCCAAGCAAGGCGGAGUAUGAGAAGGUCAAGGGAUCAUAUGUCAUUAACAAUGCUACACUCAAGAACGCGAAGAGCUCGAUGGUAGUCAUGCAUCCUCUGCCUAGGAACGAUGAGAUUGCGGAGGAGGUGGACUUUGACCAGAGGGCGGCAUAUUUCAGACAGAUGAGAUACGGUCUCUACACGAGAAUGGCUCUCUUGGCUCUUGUCAUGUCUUCAUAG
This is a messenger RNA of Phaeoacremonium minimum UCRPA7, 6744 nucleotides long. Its product is annotated as putative bifunctional pyrimidine biosynthesis protein. Gene Ontology annotation, cellular component: cytosol; cytoplasm. NCBI's taxonomy places the organism in Eukaryota, Fungi, Ascomycota, Sordariomycetes, Togniniales, Togniniaceae. The record is from RefSeq and is a predicted model, not a curated record. The transcript is spliced from 4 exons. Bases 1 to 6744 code for a protein of 2247 amino acids. Gene Ontology annotation, molecular function: aspartate carbamoyltransferase activity; amino acid binding; ATP binding. Gene Ontology annotation, biological process: L-citrulline biosynthetic process; L-glutamine metabolic process; 'de novo' pyrimidine nucleobase biosynthetic process.